UUUUUCUGAAGAAAUUAUACUGAGGUCUGCUGGCUGUUUUUUUUCUCGCUCCCUCAUGUAAAAAGCCAGAGAAAACACUCACUGAGGUUAAGAAAUUUGCCAGACUAAAAGUCAUGUUCCCAUGCUGUAUCCUCCCACUGCCGUGACUCAUUUUGUCCCUGUGCACCUUUUUACUUAUAUUCUUAACUCAGUUGUCAUACUUUUGUGCAGAAAUGUAUAUUUUCCCAAGUUAAAAAUGAAUGAACACUCCAGCUCUCACUGAGAAACUGGAGACCUCUGUAAAGGCUAGAUGCCUCAGCCUUAAGUGUAUCACUGCUCCAUGGUGUAAAGAUAGGACUUGAAAGGGACAGAAGACUACUUCAAAACUGAAUGAACACUUUUUAUCUUUUGUGUGUGUAUGAAUUUUCCUCUGAUGUUACAAGUGGGAUUUACUGAAAUGGACAACAAGCAUCAGCAGAGUGAAAAAGGAUGUGAUGCACUCUCUGUGCUCCCAAGCAGCUUCUUACUGCAGAUCUUUCAGUACUUAGAAUUACAAGACCUGCUAAACUGUGCUGAAGUAUGCUGCACAUGGAAAUCUAUCAUCCAGUCGGGCGUGUUGUGGAGUCAGAUCAACCUAUCUGUGGCCAAAGACUGGAUAACAGACUGCACAGUGAAGAACAUUCUGCAGAGUUACCGUUUAUUUGUGACCCAUCUUAACCUGCGUGGCUGCACGUCCCUGCAGUGGUCCAGCCUGAGAUUUGUCAGUGAAUGCAGAAACCUGCAGGAGCUCAAUGUGUCUGAGUGCUUUAAUGUUACAGAUAUGAUGGUCCAGAGAAUUUUGGAGGGCUGUCCCUGCCUGCUCUACUUGAACCUUUCUUGCACCCUCUUAACAAACAAAACUCUACAAGAGCUGUCCAGAAACUGCCUGAGCCUUCAGUAUCUGAGUCUGGCCUACUGCGAUAGAUUCACAGACGAAGGUUUUCUGUACCUGGCCACAGGGAAGGGCUGCCACAAUCUCAUCCACCUCAACUUGUCCGGCUGCACCCAGUUGACCGUGGCUGGGUUCAGAUAUAUUUCUGCUGGAUGUCCUGCACUUGAAGAGAUUGUGAUCAACGACAUGCUCACGCUCUCAGAUAGCUGUGUCCUGGCCCUCCUUACCAGAUGUCACUGCUUGUCUGCUAUUUCUCUGCUGGAUGCACCACAUCUUUCCGAUAUCGCUUUCAAAGCUGUUGCUGAAGCAGCCAAACUGAAGUCUUUCAGCAUAGAGGAAUUCAUGAUUCCACAGAUUGGUUGUGUGCCCAAGUUGCACACAGAUUUCAGUCAGUCAAACAAAGAUACUCCUGAUUGCAACUCAUAUGUACAAAGCACACCUGUCCACAUAAUCAGUUUUGUCCAUUCCAACCUCUCCACCAUCAUAGACAUGACCAAAGAGCUGCCACAGGACAUCAGGGGCAAGAUGGUAGACCUGGGAAAGGUUGAAAUGAGGUACAACAACAUCAGCAAGAAGCUUGGCAACUACCAGCUCACAGACUUGAGCUGGAACGCCCUGUUCAGAAGCUCACAAGGUCUCCGCAGGCUCCACGCAGCAGAAUGCCCCGGGAUGACUGACGCAAGCCUCAAAUCUGUAGCCUCCCUCCAACAUCUGCGGUAUCUUAACAUCUCGUAUUGCAACAGGGUGACUGAUGUUGGGGUGCAGUAUUUGACUAAAGGCUGCUCAGCGAAUGAACUGCAAGAACUGAAUGUCAGUCACUGCAGUCACAUCACUGACAUCUCUGUCAUGAGGAUUGCACAAAGGUUGUGUAAACUUCUCCAUCUCAAUCUGAGUUACUGCGAGAGGCUGACGGACUCGGCCGUGGAGUGGCUGGGUGGGAGCUCUCUCUGCUCACUUGACCUCAGCAGCUGCAACAUCCAGGAUCAAGGACUGGCCACUCUUGAGGGAAUUCCCUUGAGGAAAUUGGUUAUUGCCAAGUGCUUCUCUGUCACAGACGCUGGAAUUAAGAAGCUGUGCAAGAAUGUGACAGACCUGGAACAUGUCGAUAUCUCUCAUUGUGUGGCUCUGUCUGACGCAGCCGUCAGAGCCUUUUCGUUUUACUGCAGAGGCCUGGUCGCACUGCGGAUGGUCGGCUGUUUUAAGAUGACCGAUAUGGCCGUGCAGUAUCUGACAAGUGGAUCUCAGUACUUGCGAGAACUUGAUGUGAGUGGUUGUGUUCUUCUCACAGAUCUCACACUUUGGUACUUGGAAAGAAUUUGUCCUCCACUCAGUUCCAUCACGAUGGCCUGCUGCAGCGGCAUCUCGAGGGCAGCUGCCUCCAAACUUCAGCCACGUGUGACAUACUGGGAGCACAGCAGCGACACCCCUCCAUACUGGUUUGGAUACAACAUGGGGCAUCUGGUCACAAAACCCAGCAAGUGAUGAUCCAUCAGAAGUAGCAAAGCAGUAAUCAGUAAUGACAACUGCAAUAAGUCCAUGCAGGAAAUAAACUGAAUUUUACCUGUGUGGUCUUUCUGGUCUGUACCUGUCGAGACAGAAGCCUACAACACAAAGUUUUACCUGCUUUGCUGACACAUUUCAUCAGUUUCCAACAGCACAGUUGAAGUGGUGUACUAGUUUACUUCAGGAGCCAGUUUGCGGUCCUAUCUAUUAAUAAUAUAGCAACCUUUUCUCACUGGAAAUCCUAUUUAUAUGCACAGUUUCUCAUGGACUUGAUGUUUCCGGCCAUCAUUGGUCUGAAAUGACUGAAUUCAAAGUUUGCUUCAAAUUCAGAAAUGUCUCAACAUAAUCUUUAGAACAGGGGUCUCAAACUUAAAUGAGUCGUGGGCCACUGCUCAUUGGAGGACCACUUUAGUCUUCAAGUAGUACAAAAUCAAACAAGAAAACUCCCACAAAUAUUUCCAAAAAUGUAGUGUUUCGGUUUUUGUUUUAAUUUCAAAUAUUGUAUAACAAAACUGCAAACGUGAAGUAGGGGUGAGGUGGGCUGCAAGUGGGCCCCGGGCCGCAAGUUUGAGACCCCUGCUUUAGAAGUUUACUGUUCCAAUUUUGGGUGAUGUACAUUUUAUCCCAUAGAUGGUGAAGCUUUUUUCUACUGCUCCCUUAUUCCCAUCUGAUUUAUUUUAAAUACCAGAUGUCCUUCCUGACACAACUCCAAAGGGAUUUGGCGUGGACCACACUAUAGAGUCACUACUCAAUUUGAAUUUAAUGGCAGAAAAGCAUCUCAUAUUUGACAGAGUGCCAUUUUUACCACUGUGUAGCAUCUCCUCUUUUAACAACAGUCUGUUAAUGUCUCAGAACUGAGGAGACCAGCUGCUGGACGUCUGGGAGAGGAAUGUUGUCUCAUUCUUGACUGAUAUAGGAUUCUGACUGCUCGGCACUGCUGGGUCUGACGAUGAUGAUCCACCAAAUGUUUUUAAUAAGUUAAGUCUGGACUUUGGGUCAGUUCAGCACUUUUCUACUAUGGAGUCAUGCUGUUCUAACAGAUGCUGAACUUGCUUUACUGAAAUUUGUAGUUCUUCCUGAAAAUGAAUGGCGGUGCAUGUUGUUCGCAAGCCUAUAUGCAUCUUUCAGCGUUGACGGUACUUUUCCGUGUGCGAGCUGCCUUCAGUCACUAAUGAACCCUUAUACUGUUAAAGAUGCAGGAUUUUGAACUGAGCACCGACAACAAGCCAGAUGGUUGACCCUCUCUUUAGUUCAGAGGAUACAGCAUCCAAAAGUUUUUAAAAACAAUUACAAAUUUAAAUUUGUCUGACCACAGAACAGUAUUUCACUUUGCCUCAAUCCAUGUUUGAUGGGCUUUAGUCCAAAGAAGACAGUGGGAUUUCUGUAUUAUCUUCACGACAGAGCUUUAACCUGCAUUUUUGGAUGGCGCUGCAAACUAUGACCUUUUUCUGGAAGGGCUCCUGAGCCCACGUACUGAUUUUCAUGACAGAAUCGUGUCUGUUUUUAAUGCGGUGCUAUCCAAGAGCCCAAAGACCACACGCAGCCAGCAUCAAUUUUUGGCCUUGUCCUUUGCGCAACAGAGAUUUCUCCAGAGUCUCUUUAUAAUAUUUAAGAUAUUUACAAUUUUAUGUUCAGGAACAUUAUUCUAAAAUCGUUCCACAGUUUGCAGAUUGGUAAACCUCUGCACGUGUUUACUUCUGGGAAACUGCGUAAACUGUUGUACUUGAACCCAAUCAUGCUACUGACAUGCUGCUAGCUGCAAAACUCAUUUUUAAAAUAAUAUUUCCAAAUAUGUGACUCUAUAAUUAAUUAGAGGUGAACACAAGGGUAACAGUGGAGAGGUGC
Haplochromis burtoni (Burton's mouthbrooder) is the source of this 4258-nucleotide messenger RNA. It is a transcript of the gene fbxl13, whose product is annotated as F-box and leucine-rich repeat protein 13. Gene Ontology annotation, molecular function: protein binding. NCBI's taxonomy places the organism in Eukaryota, Metazoa, Chordata, Actinopteri, Cichliformes, Cichlidae. Gene Ontology annotation, biological process: SCF-dependent proteasomal ubiquitin-dependent protein catabolic process. Gene Ontology annotation, cellular component: SCF ubiquitin ligase complex. The record is from RefSeq and is a predicted model, not a curated record. The transcript is spliced from 16 exons. The coding region runs from base 398 to 2392 and encodes 664 amino acids.